Molecule: messenger RNA, 5023 nt
Organism: Plectropomus leopardus (leopard coralgrouper)
Lineage: Eukaryota; Metazoa; Chordata; Actinopteri; Perciformes; Serranidae
Gene: mazb
Product: MYC-associated zinc finger protein b (purine-binding transcription factor)
Biological process (GO): embryo development; regulation of transcription by RNA polymerase II
Cellular component (GO): nucleus
Molecular function (GO): RNA polymerase II transcription regulatory region sequence-specific DNA binding; DNA-binding transcription factor activity, RNA polymerase II-specific
Source: RefSeq, a predicted model, not a curated record
UUAUUCUGAUGUGUUGUCAUCUAUUGUGUGUGUUGAUCUGCUGUUCGUCCUGUGUACUAUAUCUGACUCUGACAUCAUUAUUAUAGGCCGACAGGGAGGAUCUGUGCGCACUGCCCUUUAAGAUGCGUCUGUAAUCUGCCCGUUAAUGGAAAGUCAUUCUGGCUGUUUUCUGCGGUGCAGGAGAGGAGAUCUGCUCCAGCUGGCCCCGAGGAAGGAGAGGAGAGGGAAAAAAAAAAAUCGUGUGGCGCAUUUUGUGUCGGCCGAAAAAUCCAGGAAGGAAGGGGAGAGGACGGGCUUCGCCGAGGGAGACGGAAAUGAGAGGGGGGUGUCCAGAGAGGAAACCCUAUCCCUUUAAGAGCAAGUGGGACAUAGCGGUGCGAGAAAAGGAGAGGAGGGGGAGAAGAAAGAGGAAUUAAAAAAGAAAAGGAAGAAAGAGACAGGGAGGGAGGAGGGAGAGCGGGCGAUAAAAAAAGAAAGAUGACAUCCUCGCAGCUGAACGGCCGAGGUGGAGCGAUAGGCUGCGGCCCGGCGAGAGCGCCGCUCGCCGGGGUCAGGGCUUGAAUCCAACAACGAGGCUUCGACAAACACCCGAUUGGCCUAUUGGGGGAAAUCGGAAAAAAUAGAUUCAUAAAUUAAAAACAAAGCAUGAGCUUCUGCAGAUACGUGUGUUAUAACUCAUAUUUGUUCUCUUUGCGUAAAAACGCAUUUAUUUCACGUUGAGUGGUUUGUGUUUAUAGCGAAAGUGUGAUACUGUAAUAUGCGCUUUUUGGGGUGUUUUGAAAGCAGUUUUGUUGUGUGACGUUGCGUUUUGGUGAGAUUUGUGUUUGAAAGUUAGAAACCAAAGUGAAAAUAGGCCGUUAUUUGGAGCUGGCCUGCUGCCUGUGUGCUGCAGCCUGCGUUAGUCAACAGCUGCGUGCAUUUUAAUUGACAGCAUUAGGCUACCUCAAUGAGAAAAACAUAUUUUUGCAGACGACGUUAUUCACGUUUUUCGCGAGAAUCCAGACGCCCGUCGUUCCUGCUGCAGGACAGGCGGCUGUUUGCGCUUCAAUCACCGGUGGGCCGAUCAAAACCAUGCAAAGGCUGCCCUCCUCGAUCUCAAUCAGGAGCUGACGUUAUAAUCUCCAUCGCUGUGGCGCAAAAUGGAUGCUGCUUGGAGCAAUUUUCUCUUCCAGAAUACUCCCACCCAAAACCAAGUGGAGGGGGGCCUCCAAUCAGAGCUCAUGCCAGUGCAUACGAGUUCUCCCCAGACCCCACCCACAGAGCACAUAGCACAGCCUCCUUCAACUGUGGACACUGCUGCUCUCAGUGAGGAGCCCCUGCCUGGUGAGGGACACUGCACUGCAUCCUACAACACCUGUGGAGCUGACAAGAUGAAGCCAGUGUCUCGGCCGGCCCGCGUGCCCCACAUCUGUGCCAUCUGCAACAAGCAGUUCAAGAACAACUACAACCUGCGGCGGCACCAGUCGGUCCACACUGGGGUACGCAUGAAGGACAGGGCCAGAGAGCAGGCGGAGGGGGCAAAGGAGGGAGCAGCCGGCCAGGUUGCGGUGGCGGUGGCGGCCCCGUCGGCGAUGGCGGUGGGGGCCGGAGGGAGGGCGGAGAGGCCCACUGUUCCUCUCUCCCUGCUACACCUCUCCGCACCUCCCACUCUCGCCCCUCCCGGCGUGCUGGCGGGGGCCCAGCAGCCUCCCCUGGGUAGUCAGGAUGGUGAAGGGGUUGCCAUGGCUAACGCAAUGGCUAGUGUUAACCCCCACGCUCCGCCUCCUGCUGCUGUCGUCAUGGCCACAGGGGCGACAGUACAGCGGCCCGCAAAUCCCAACCCGAACCCGGUGAGGAAAAACCACGCCUGCGAGACAUGCGGGAAGGCGUUCCGUGACGUUUACCAUCUGAACCGCCACCGCCUGUCCCACUCAGACGAGAAGCCGUUCUCCUGUCCCAUCUGCCAGCAGCGCUUCAAGAGGAAGGACCGCAUGAGCCACCACGUGCGCUCCCACCAGGGCGGUGUGGAAAAACCCUACGUCUGCCCGCACUGUGGCAAGGCUUUCUCCAGGCCUGACCAUCUAAACAGUCACGUCAGACAGGUGCACUCCUCGGAACGACCCUUCAAAUGUCCGACCUGUGAGUCCAGCUUUGCCACGAAGGAUCGUUUGCGUGCGCACAUGAUUCGCCAUGAGGAGAAGGUCCCCUGCCACAUCUGUGGCAAGCUCCUGUCUGCUGCUUACAUCACAGAUCACAUGAGGGUGCACAACCAGUCACAGCACCAUGCCUGCCAUCUCUGCAACCGCAGCUUCACCACACUGACGUACCUUCGAGUCCAUGCUCAGAAGCACCAUGGCCAGGAGUGGAAGGACAGUCCGGGGGGCUUUGGCGGCACGGCCUCAGGCGGCAUACUGGUCUGCCACUUGUGCGGCGUCCACUGCAAGACACCCACUCAGCUCCAGGGUCACAUGGGCACCCAUAGCAACAGCCAGGGUACCCCAAGCCCUAUCACCUCUAAUGUGGCUGCCAGCAGCUCUGUCUCCCUUAGCAACAUGGUGACAGCACCUACUGUGUAUGUCACUGGCAACACGGUGGUGGACCUGCUUGUCACAGACUGCUCUAGCAUCGCGGCACCACAGUCCCACAGUUAGCAGUAGAGAGCUCGGCAAUAAUAACCUCAGUCCCCUAACAGAGGGCAAGGUUAGAGAAGGUUAAAGUGACGCGUAGAUGCUGAUCAGGUUUCAGAUUUGUGAUGUCCCCACUUAUAGGUGAGGUUAGGAUUAAAAGGUAGGGGGAGAUUAACUCCAGUCAGCAUUCAAGGGCAGUAUCACCUCAGAGCUGGAGCAUCGGAGAAAAGGAAGCUGUAUUAAUAGAGCAGUGAAGUCAUGGAAAGAGGGACCUUUUUGGCUGCAGCAGGCUCACUGACACUAACGACAAACAUGGAUGUGCUGUCCGAAUAUUCCCGAGUGCUCUCGUGCAUUUAAGACUCCAAUGAAACUGUGGUAUUGUGAGCAUCUACUGUAUUACUCUCCCCCUCUCUGCCCUCUCUCUCUGUCCCUCCCCUCGACCCUGGCAUUGGCUGCUCUCUGCAAGUGCACCAAGUACUGUAUAUCUCACACCAGCUCUGAUCUUACCUCCAUUUUGCAGCUCACUUUCUAAGAAUCCAAAUGGCUUGCGUUAAAAAGUAGUAAGGAGAGAGUAGCUCUCUGAAAACGUAACGGAGAAACACAUUAGAGGGAAAGUUGUGCAUUUGGGUGUGUGUGUAAGUCAGGCCUCUGCUAGCAUGUUAGCUUGUUUGCUUACAAAACUAAAAUCAAUAUUUGAUUUUGCAAUGCUGUAAUGCCACUUUAAGGGUAAUUUAGGUAUUUUUUUAACUGGUUCCUAUUUUCUUAUGAUUUUGUGUCAAAGUGACUAAUGGGUACAACAGUUUUUUGGAAACUGGUCCAUUAAUGGGCAGCGGCAAAACAGGCUACAAUAGCAACUUUUUACACGGCCUGUUUAAGGUGGGAAUAAUGCGCUGUUAUGCUGCUCUGUAUAAAAAGGUACAAUCGCUGAAUGGGAGGACAGGGUUGUCUUACCUCACAGGAUCAUGGGCAAGACAGGUUUGGCAUUCUGACUAUGUACUAUGUGUGCGACCCAACUUGGGUGAUCUAAAAAAUAGCUAGUAGCAGUUAGCGGUUAACUCAAGGCAGAAGAACAGUGACCGUAAAUGUCCACAAAUUGGGAAAACAGUGAGAUUCGGGAGCUGCUUACCCUCUGAGCAGAGGACAAGAUCAGCUGCCAUAUGACAGAGAAUGUAAAUGGUCUUUAAUGCCAUUGUUGUUGUUUAUAAAGCACUGCAGACGUGUAUUUUAUGUUACAAGAGAGGCUGACGGUGUUGUGUUAAAUGUGACGCCCAUCACACCUCUUUUGGUUCUGCGAUGCCAGUAUGCUAUUUAAAAUCACACAUUGGAGCGGCAUGGUAGCGUCAUUGUUUGGUCAGGCAUAAAGAAGGGACUUACUAGCAGCCCCAUAGCGAGAUCUCUGUGUUAAAAGGGCUAAUCAAGCGUUAAUUGCAAAGGUAGUUAUGUACUGUCUAUUCAUAUACACUAAAAGAACUUGUUCUGGACAAUGACAGGCUUAGAUAGUUAUGUAAAGUGUCUGAAAACAUAUAGAAGUUAUCCCUACAGAGAUAGACCUUUUAGUUGAAGAGUAAGAGCCUUUGUUUAACCAGAAACAGCCCCAAAAAAUUGCCAAACUCACCAGACUCCAUUUAAAUAGACAGUAACUUUAUCAUCGUAACACACGCCUUAUUCAAAGUAAACACAAACAAAAUAAAAAUAAAACUGUCUCGGUUUGUCUUUCCACUCUUCCAACAAUCACCAACUCUGGUUGGGUUGAAAUAAACUCUUGUUUUACCCAGUUAGAUGUGAAAAUAUGCUGCUGUAAAUGCUGAAAUUACUGUUAAUUUGAAUGGAAUCUGGUGGGUUUAGCGAUGGUAAUUUCAGGGUUGUAUUAAACAAAAAGGAUCUUACUCUUUAACAAAAAGGUCUAUCUCUGUAGGGCUCCCCUCCAUAAUGUUGUCAGACACUUAGACGCCUGUCAUUGGCGAAGUCAAGCCCUUUUAGUGGAUGUAAAUUGAUGGUGCACAAUUGCCCCGAGUUGUUACAUUGCAGCGUGUUUUGCGGCUGCUGGCCACAGCGGUCUCUUUCGAUACAGAACGUGUUUCAAAAGUAGUUGUACCUAAUAGUCUCUCAGACACAACAACAUCAGAGAAUGGGGUCCAGGUUGAAAAAUACCGAAAUUGACCUUUAAGUCUCUAUAGAGGGCUGUCGAUCAGGACGGAAGGCCAUACGUGUUGUGGUCAGUGUGGAAUUGUGGGAUGUAUUUGUUCAUCUGUUUCCUAAAGGUACAGAGAUAAGAAUCGAAUUGUGUUCAGGAGUGUCAAGCACCUUAAAACGUUAUUGUUUGAUUCAGCGAGGAUCAAAAUGGGUUUGAGAUUUCUUGGAUUUUCUUGCUCUGAGUCUUCCUCUCUGGGUCUGGCCAUUUAAAAAAAAAAAAGAGA